Molecule: messenger RNA, 3943 nt
Organism: Caenorhabditis elegans
Lineage: Eukaryota; Metazoa; Nematoda; Chromadorea; Rhabditida; Rhabditidae
Gene: scpr-1
Product: S phase cyclin A-associated protein in the endoplasmic reticulum N-terminal domain-containing protein
Exons: 13
Coding region: 8-3943 (1311 amino acids)
Source: RefSeq, marked reviewed
AGACAAAAUGUCCACUUGCGAUAAAGAAAAAGCCGAGUCAGUAGUGAGCAGAUCGUCGAAAAAGAAGAAAAAUCGUAAAAAGCGAGCUCGUCAGUGGACUGGAUAUGUGGAAAACUUGAAAACCACCUGUGAUUUGAUGUAUGAAAUGUGCAGAAGCGAGCAAUCGGUCACUGGGUGCAAGGAAGCCAUGCUAUACCUCCAAAGUGCCUCAAACGACUUCAAAUCGCUAAUCGAGACGAUAAACGUGGAAAAGCAGUGGGAUCAGGACGAAAACCGGCAAGAACAAAUCAAAAGACCGUCUGUGGCGUGGGAAGUACGAAAAUCCAUGUCUUCACCGAAUCCAGCACUUCCUAUCUCGUCAAUCAUCGCAGAAGCCGUCAAAAAUGCCUCUCCGCCGACGAAUAAGGCAGCGGAGCCAUUCCCAACUCCGUCGUCAUCUAAUCUAACAUAUGCAAGAAUAACCGCCGCCGCUGCAGUUGCCGCCGUCGCCGUAUCUCAACCAGAUGAUGGAUGGAAGCUUGUCACUAAUCGCCGUCGGAAAAGCACUUCAAGCACCACAGCCUCCGAAUUUGAUCGGGAAUUUUCAGUGGAAAAAGAGAAAGAACCUGAAAAUCCGUGUCCACUGAAUGUCUAUGAGAGGCUGUCCAGUACUUCUUAUAAACGUACCUCAACUCGUACGUUAACCUGCCCAAAAAGUGCUAUGGAUCUUCCACAAACACGUGCUUCAAUGGCAAAAAUGGCCUAUAGUCGGCAGUUGUUAUGGGAGAAAAAUCAGCAGGUUCUGGUGGAAAAGCUGCGCCAAAGGCAGAAACGAGAGAAAAAGAGCAAUGUACAGUGCGGUUUCACGUUUGCCGACCCGCUGGCCGUCAGAAAAAGUGUGGAGGAGUUUAAUCAGAAGAAGAUCGGAAGCAGAAGGCAGGGAAAGGAAACACCGACAACCUCAUCAAACAUCGAACUUCACUCAAUAAACGAGGAACCAACUACAGUACACCCAGCUUCAUCUGAAAAUUCAGAAGAUGUUCCAGCAGAUCCAACACCGUCAAGUUCAAUAUCUCAACCACCACCAACUACAACACUUUUCGGAUAUGUUCAAGUACCGGAAGAAUUGGAAAAAGACGAUGAAUGGAGAGAAAUGACUGAAGAAGAAGAAUCGCUGGCUUUAGAGGAGAAUAGUUUGAAUUUGGAGAUAAAACAGGCAGAAGCUAUGGAAAUAGAUGCGGAGCUGGAACGACAGGUUGAAAUGGAAGCGGAUAAGCUUGAACGGGAGCAUCGGAAGAAUCAGAAGAAUUUGAAGAAGGAGGAAAAGAAACAGGAGAAGCAGCAGGAAAUGGAAAAUUUCUUCAAAGUCUUCGAGGAAAUCCGCUCCCUUGCCUGGUCAGAGCUCAUGGAGCAAGAAUCUGUGGCCCAAUACCAGCUUCAUCAUCACCAGAAUGUUCAUGAACCGGGUACCCACGUGGAACGACACGAGAAAAUGCUCAGUCCAUCCCGUCGUCGGGGACAUAAAGAUGAUGAUGAUUUUGGGAAAAGGCAUGAAAUGAAGCAGAAACAUGCAGAAGAGCUACGUCAGCAACUGCAGGAGGCAAAAGCUUCGAAGCUUAAAGAGCUCACGAGCCGAGUUGAGGAAGUUCGGAUGAAGCAGGAGGCCUUGAAAGAAAGAAAACGGCAAUUACUUGAAGCAAGAAUGCAACGAGCUUCCGAUAAUCGUGAUAAGAACAUUAUGGAAGUUAUUAGACGUGCAAAAGAUGAUGAUCAGCGGGUUAUGGAGGUCAAAUUUAUUGCCACGUUGCAAGAGGACAAUAAGAGAUAUGAGCUUUUGGCAAAAGACGCCAGUGUUGAGGAGAAACAGAAGCAACUGGCCGACGAACGUGCCCGAAAACAUGAGGAAAAAGCGGCGAAAAAACGAGAACAGGAGGCUGCGGCGACUGCUCGGCGAGCUCAAGCAGCUGAGCAACGACAGUGUAGAAUACGGAAGCUCAGUGAGCAAAAAGAGAUUAGACACGGGAAGAAAGAAAAUCCUGCUCCAAGUGCUCCAGAAGACAUGCUCCAGUACCUGAAUUCCCUGUUGCUCACGGAGCCCGUCAAUUCUGAGCCACUACCGUAUCUCUGGCCGAGCACCGAGCACUUGGCACCACGCCAAUGCUCCCUAUGCUCCGCCGUUUCUACAGUAAUCCACUCGGAUCUCGACGCGAUUUCUCAUGUUUUGUGCUCAAAAGAGCACCAAAUUCAAGCGAAAACUCUCACAUCUGGAAGUAUGAUUGAAGAGCUCAAACGUCACUUUUUUGGAAUUUUCAAGGAGGUUACUGUAGGUGAUGGCGUGGCAAUUGAGGAGAAAAAUCAACGAGAGGAGGCGAUGAUGAAGGCGAAGGCAUUUUUGGGGAAAAUCCAACUCUCGGAUUCCCUACCAGCUCCUCCAUCCUCCCCACGAAAUCGGACAAAAUGUGUUCGAGACUUCAUCUUGGCACACGAAAAACUCCAAACCAACGACCCAAAAACUCAAGAAAUGCUCGAAAAAUCACUUUCUGAGCUCGUUCAGGCCGUUGAGACCGACUGGAAGGCUUCCACAGCCUCCGCAGACGCCUCAAGCCUAAAUUUGGAACAAUUUUGUGCAAUCCAGGGACCCCAGAAGCUUUUGGAAAUGCUCUUGGAAUGGACAAAAGGAGGUGCCACGUUGCGGCUCUGCAUACGUGUCUGUCACGUUUUUUGCGUGUUUUUGAAGGAUCCAAGGGUGGCCUACGCUGUGAUUUUCAAGCCGGAACUCUUGAAAUUGACUGAGAAAAUUUUGGAGCUGGUUGCGGUGGUUGGGGCUGAAAAUGGCCAAAAUUCGUCCGAAAAUGCUCAAAAUUCGUCCGAAAAUGGCCAAAAUACGACCAAAAAAGGCCAAAAUUCGCCCAAAAAUGCUCAAAAUUCGUCCGAAAAUGCUCAAAAUUCGUCCAAAAAUGGCCAAAAUUCGUCCGAAAAUGACCAAAAUUCGUCCGAAAAUAGCCAAAAUUCGUCCAAAAAUGCUCAAAAUUCGGCCGAAAAUGCUCAAAAUUCGACAAGAAAUGUCCAAAAUCCGUCCGAAAAUGGCCAAAAUUCGCCCGAAAAUGCUCAAAAUUCUCCAAAUUCCCAGAAAUUACCUCAAUUAUCUGCUCUUCUGAAUGUCCUUGCCACUUGCCUGAAAUCUGCUGCUCAGCGAGCAAAUCUACCUGGAAAACCCACGAAAAAGCAUCAAAAAGAGCAAAAAGAGCUUCAAAAACUGGAUUUUUUGGCUGCGCAGGCAAUUUCUGCAGUUUCCAGCUUCCUGAGAAACUCCCUGAGCCCCAAUGACAUUAAGCUUGUGCUCCGUGGAGCUCGUGGUCCGGUUCUUCUGGCCACUCGGCUUCUGGGGCUCGCCGAGCACUCCGGCUCAGCGGAGCUUCUUGGAAUUAUGGGUGGAGCGGUUUUGGAGCACACUUAUGAGCUGAAAAGAGCCGGGGAGCCUUGUAAGGAGCUGGUUUCCAUCGUGAUUCCCGCUUGCUCGGGGAUUUUGAAGAAUAGAUCUGAAAAUUGCCAAAAACUGAUGAUUAUGGCGGUGAUUUUGUUGGAGGACGCGAUGUGGAGCACCACGCAGAGCAUUUUGAGCCAAGGAAACUUGGAGGAAAGACAAUGGGGAUCACUGACAAAAGACGAAGAAAUGCUGUGCAAAUUGACACAAAUGCUCGGAAAUUUGGCGGAUGGAAUGGAGCAUUGGCAGAAGCGUUGCACCAUGAUUUCGUGGACUGGCGGUAGAUCAUCAUGUCUUCAUAUUCUAAUUAAUCAUAUUCCGAUUCGUCUAUUAUCAAUUGGAAAACAUGCGUCACGAUUAGUGCCAACAGUUGCUGAAAAGCUAAUGGAUCGCCUCACAAAUGCUGAAAAAUCAGAGAUUCUUGGUGAUAUGGCUGCUGGAUGGUUUUUCGAGAAUUCCAUGUUUCCCGGCAGGACUUAG